GGCUCUUCCGAUCCAUUGCCCUCUCGAUGUCAUUCCUUUCAAAAUCGUUUGCACUUACAACAGUACCGGUACGAGGGAGCGGACGAUGUCGAUCUUGGCGGGCAUGAUGAACCCAUCUCUGCUGGUGUGUUGGCUGGGUGUAAUCUUGGGUGCAGGUCACAAUGUUGCCCAUGCCUUUGUGGGGGGCCGCACAACGCAUACGGCGAGAGCGAAGACGACGGCAGCAACARUAAGGAAGGUUCAACAUUCCCUGAACGCUGCUCCGAAAAUAAAGCAGAGCCCGGAACAAAAGGCUCGGCGCAAAGAACUUUUGAAAAGAGACGGGCCAUACUUCAAAGUCGACAAACUGAGCGGAAACAUUGAAUUCGGCGCCGCCACCAAACUCGUGACGGAUCUCUCGCAAAACAAAGACGCCAACAAGGAAUCGAUCGAGGAAUGGUUGAGUGACAACGACGGAAAAGGAUUGGCACUCUCGAUUUGGGACGAAUCGCUGAUGGAGGUCUUGCCCGACAGCGUGUACCGUUUGCAGACCAUGCCCCUAAAGUUCGUAACGCUCGAACUCCAGCCGAGCGUCGAUCUGCAGAUGUGGACKCAACGGGCCGGGAAAAAUCGCGCAGGACGCCAGCUCCCACCGAUUUUCAAGCUCAACUCGGUCGGGUUCGAGACCAACCUGAGGCUUCUYCCGGGGAUGGGGRUCAUUAGCUCCGAAUCCCUCGGCAUAUUCAUCGAGGUGGCGGGAGACCUGCGUCCCACGGAAGACGGCACGGGGGUCAAGGGAACGAUUUCCUUCCAAACCAAGGGCUCGCUGCCACCACCCCUGCGGUUGUUGCCKGACUCAGCCUUGAAGUUGGCCGCUGAUACAAUUAACGAUACGAUCGUUCAGUUUGCAGUCGCGUCUUUUGAAAAGGGAGCAAUUGACAAGUACAAUGAAUUCAUGCAACAACGAUCCUAAAGCACUAYGAAUUAGACGAAGGACAGAUAGUUGACAUAAUUCACCGUCAAAAUAAAGCGUUGUCUCGAAA
Messenger RNA from Pseudo-nitzschia multistriata, 1022 nucleotides. Lineage: Eukaryota; Bacillariophyta; Bacillariophyceae; Bacillariales; Bacillariaceae. The record is from the annotation of a GenBank genome assembly.